AAUGGCGGAGACACGGUAUAAGUACCUCUCCUUGUCUGAUCGCAGCAAUCUUCAUCCACCUUCCACCUCCCAUCCCCCGAAUUUCUCCCGCCAAUAACCUUUCUUCAUAAUCACCAAGCUCAUUGAUUACCAUCUUAAUUCCAUCACCUUUAUCAUAUCCGGCUGCGCGUCAGAAUGGGCGUCACCUUCUCUAUGCUCAACUGCCUGGUCCCUACCAAGCGUGCACGUGCAUCUGCUCAAACCAGCACACCUCCUACCUCGCCCCCACAAGACUCGGAGCUCCUCACCAUACUCCUCACCACCCCGACCGUCCCCGAGAUACAGAAAUCCACCAGCGAGCUCAUUCACCCAACUGGCUGGACCGAUUACCUCGCCCGCGGCGUCCUCGCGGGCCUGGUUAACGCGAUCGAACAAAACGCCUCAAUGGCCCAAGCAGCCACCGAGGCCCUGCGACGCGCCUCCGAGGAAGCCUUCGAGUUCGCACAAGAACACCCCGUGUAUACAACCAUCCUGGCCCUGGGAGUGUUGGUGGCACUCAUGCCGUGGGUGCUUGAGGUGCUUGGAUUUGCCGAGUUGGGCCCGGUGGAAGGGUCAUUUGCCGCGUGGUGGCAAAGUCGGUAUGCGGGAUAUGUGCCGAAGGGAUCUCUGUUUGGUUUCUUUCAGAGACUUGGGAUGGUCUGGCAUUGAUAUCUGAAGCUAGAGAUUUGUGGAUGGAUGGCAAGGUAGUGAUUUAGCACCUUGAAAGUGAAUAAUUGAUGACGGCUGUAUACUGGGUUCCCAUAAUACACAUAAUACAAGAAGACAG
Molecule: messenger RNA, 805 nt
Organism: Aspergillus uvarum CBS 121591
Lineage: Eukaryota; Fungi; Ascomycota; Eurotiomycetes; Eurotiales; Aspergillaceae
Product: interferon alpha-inducible IFI6/IFI27 family protein
Exons: 1
Coding region: 175-687 (170 amino acids)
Cellular component (GO): membrane
Source: RefSeq, a predicted model, not a curated record